Plodia interpunctella (Indianmeal moth) is the source of this 2919-nucleotide messenger RNA. RefSeq lists its product as uncharacterized. The transcript has a single exon. Bases 1 to 2919 code for a protein of 972 amino acids. Lineage: Eukaryota; Metazoa; Arthropoda; Insecta; Lepidoptera; Pyralidae. Gene Ontology annotation, biological process: DNA integration. Gene Ontology annotation, molecular function: nucleic acid binding. The record is from RefSeq and is a predicted model, not a curated record.
AUGCGGUUUAGACAGAAACCAGUUGCAGUAGCCGCUGACAUAAAGGACAUGUUCCUCCGCAUAAAAAUAAGAGUGAGCGAUAGAGACGCUUUACGUUUUCUAUGGCGUGACGAGACAGACCACGCACCCAUGGAGUACAGAAUGACAUCUCUUCUCUUCGGUGCCACUUCGUCACCUAGCACUGCAAUCUAUGUGAAGAACCAUAAUGCUCUGUUACAUCAAGAAGAAUUUCCCGAAGCUGUAGAUCCUAUAAUAAACAAUCACUAUAUGGAUGACUAUUUACAGAGUUUUGACACCGCGGCUGAGGCGAACCGUGUGGCUCAGGCAGUGGAUGCUGUACACCGUCGAGGCAACUUCGUGCUGCAGAAGUGGGCAUCGAAUGACAGCAACGCCAUCGCCGGUCUCGCAGUAGAGCCCAUGACUCCUAAUGUCAACAUCAAUGAAGAAGAAAAAAUAUUGGGGCUCGUUUGGCGAAUAGCCGACGACACCCUGGGUUUUAAUUUAUCUAAAUUUUCCUUCAACAAUAGUAUUACUAAACGUCAAUUGUUGAAAGAAGUUAUGUCUCUCUAUGAUCCUUUAGGCCUUGUAACGCCAAUUACCAUCCAAGGCAAACAAAUAUUACAAGAGGCUUGGCGCAGUAACUUUGGGUGGGAUGACCCCUUACCAUUUAAAUUAGAACAAGUUUGGCAGACUUGGUUAAUUUCUUUACAAGGUUUAAAGGAUGUAGCACUACCCCGAUGUUACCCAUUAUUUAGUUCAGCAGAGACACUUGAGCUGCACGUUUUUGUUGACGCGAGCGAAGUCGCCUACGCCGCUGCGGCUUAUUGGCGGUCAGUAAACGACAAAGGCGAGGUACAGGUCUCGCUCGCGGCAGCAAAGGCACGUGUGGCCCCCAUUAAGAUUGUUUCUAUACCUAGACUUGAAUUACAGGCGGCUGUUCUGGGUGGUCGGCUGGCGCACGCCGUCGAGCUUCAUCACUCGCGUCGCCCGGAUCGUCGCGUGCUGUGGACUGACUCGCGCACCGUGUUGUCGUGGCUGCGCGCGGGCUCGCGUUCAUUCAAACCCUUCGUAACGCACCGCGUGGCCGAACUGGAAGAGACCACAACGACCUCGGAGUGGAGAUGGGUGCCCACAGCUGACAACGUCGCCGACGACGCUACUCGUCGCGUACAGACCGACUUCACAGCUGCACAUCGUUGGUUUCGAGGCCCGGAAUUUCUAUACAUAGAAGAAAAAUUCUGGCCGCACGACAAGGACCCGCUCCAUUCCACAGAAACUGGCGAAGAACGUGUGACUGCGACCACCAUUCGCCCGCAACUCAAAGAUGCCCUACCCGAUGUGUCGAGAUUCUCAUCCUGGAUCCAUCUAAUCAGAUCAACCGCACGCAUACUGCAAUUCAUCGAUCGUUGCAAAACCCACACCGUCACCGCCAUGCGUAGAAAACGCACUCGCUGCACUCCAUCUGAGGACCCUGACUGGACAGGCGUCCAACCCCGGUCAUCCCGCGCUAGCGUAAGAACGACUCCACAGCGCAACCACAGCAAUGCUAGCGCCUCCCGCACCUACGUGCCCCUCGCAGCCUUUUACACGCGCCGCGCUGAACUCAUAUGGACACGCGCCCUUCAGGAAGACUGCUUUUCGUCGGAGCUACGUGACAUCACCGGCGGGAGGAGACUAUCUACUGACAGUCGCCUUCGACAUCUAUCCUUGACUACGGACCAAAAUGGCGUAAUGAGGUUACGCUCUCGAACUGCCGCCGCGACUGAUAUCAACGAGGAAACUCUGUCCCCAGCAGUGUUAGACGGAGACCACGCCUACAGUCGACUGUAUAUAAACUGGAUCCACCGAAAGUUACAUCAUAGCGGCGUCGAAUGCGUUACAAAUGAGAUACGCCAAAGAUUUUGGAUGCUACGCAUUAGACCCACAGUAAGAGCAGUCAUCAGACGAUGCCAGCCCUGCAGACUGCGCCGUGCCACGCCUCCUGAACCGCUGACGGGGAACCUGCCACCGUGUCGCCUCACCCAUCAUCAGCGUCCAUUCACACAAACAGGAUUGGAUUAUUUCGGGCCGCUUUCAGUCACCAUAGCGAGACACCAUGAGAAGCGCUACGUUGCCUUAUUUACCUGCUUGACGACAAGGGCAGUUCAUUUAGAAAUAGCGUCGUCACUCUCUGCUGAUGCUGCUGUGCUCGCACUACGUCGUAUGAUGGCUAGACGUGGUUGCCCCGACACUGUAUGGAGUGACAAUGGUUCUAACUUCCACGGAGCUGAUGCUGAACUACGAAAGGCAGCCCUAACCUCUAUGAAAAAAGAAGCGGACAUUCGACAAAUAAACUGGCACUACAUUCCUCCAGGUGCACCGUUCAUGGGCGGAGCUUGGGAACGGUUAGUGCGUUCAGUUAAAACCGCACUGACGGCUACAUUGCACGAACGUCACCCUCACGAAGACGUCCUCCACACUCUACUUACGGAAGUCGAACAUACAAUUAAUUCUCGACCACUGUCACACGUGUCGGUCGCACCGGAAGACGACACCGCCUUAACCCCUAACCACUUCCUAUUAGGGGGUCCUUCAAAGGUUCCAUUACCGGGCGCAUUUACCAAGGUAGACGAGCUUGGACGGUCGCAUUGGAAAGCUGCUCAACGAUUGGCUGAUCUAUUCUGGCAGCGCUGGGUGCGAGAAGUCCUACCUCUCCUUCAUCAUCGGCGGGAGCCGCAUGGUCACGGCGAGGCGGUAAAAGUAGGCGAUGUGGUCGUCAUAGUGGACUCCACGUUACCACGAAACGUAUGGCCGAAGGGAAGGGUGGAGCAGGUCUAUCCAGGCGCGGACGGAGUAAUACGAGUCGUAGACGUCAAAACUAAGAAUGGCCUAAUGCGUCGCCCGACUAAGCGUUUAGUUAUAUUGCCAGUAGAAUGUUAA